GAUAACAAGGACAUGGAUACAGUUUUCAAUAUAUAAGCACUAUUUAAUUGGUCUAAAGCAUUUAUGACAGCUAAUCAGGCUUAGUAAAUCUGGGUCAACUCUCGUGUGUACACUUCACCAUCGCUCCAUCGCCCUUACGUCUACUUUGCUUUACUUUACUUGUUCUUUGGACUCAUUCAUGUCAAUCAAGCAGACAGGUGAGUGUUCCAUUUCAAACUUACACUUGAGAAUUUGCUGAUGUGGUUCGCCUGGUCCAGGAUGCAGACCUUGACCCAGCAUGUCCCCUUCCCUCGGGCCGCUUACUCCCAAGCCCGGGAAAACCUGGUGAAGGCCAUCCCGCCCAAACUCCUCUGCUUGCUGGCCUGCGGGGGACUAGACUGUCGUUACGAAGGACCAGAGUGUUGGAAAACGAGCCAGCAGGUCAUCCGUGGCGUUUUCUCCUCAUGGGUGACUGAUGACAUCAUCGCUAUGGCACGCCCGUCCACAAGAUUGAUUGAAAAGUUCAACAUUAUAGAACAAUUUCAGAGAUUAAAUAUAAGAUCCAUCAUAAACAUGCAAGUACCUGGCGAGCAUGCGCACUGUGGACCCCCUUUGGACCCUGGAAGUGGCUUCACAUACCUGCCGCAGAUCUUCAUGGAGAAUGACAUUUAUUUCUACAACUUUGGGAUGCCAGAUUUCGGCGUGUCCUCCCUCGUCGGCAUCGUCGAUGGCGUAAAGGUGUUGGCCUUCGCUGCGGGGGAGGGAAGGGUCGCUGUGCACUGCCAUGCCGGUCUGGGCAGAACAGGUGUCCUAAUAGCCUGCUACUUAGUCUACACUUUGCGGAUCAGUCCCAGUGAGGCCGUGCACUACGUCCGCAUCAAAAGGCCGCGCUCCAUCCAAACGCGAGCGCAGAUCAGUCAGGUGUUUGACUUUGCCCGCCUGCUUGGUACGCAACUGCUUCAGUACCCGGACCUUGGCUUACGACACGGAGCCCCGGUCACCCUGCAGCACUACCUCAACCGCCAGGCUCUACUGCUGCACGGCCAGGAGGCACGCAAGCUCAAGUACACACCCAAGGUGAUCUACCUCCUGUGUGUGCGCCUCUCCUGCCUGGCUCUGGCGCUCCCUACAGCUCCAGAGAUUGAUGCUGAAUUAGAGAAGAGGUCUGCACUGAGGAUCUUGAGCAGGACCGUGAGGGAAACGCUGGUGUCCAAACAGCACCUGCCUUUGCUGAGGGAGCGUCACAAUAUCCCACGGCCUGGCUCGGGCUCCGUGUCCUCUUGGGAUGAGCCCCUGGGAUUCUCAGAGAGUAAGAGAGAUUUGCUGCUCAACAAACGCAGCUACAGCGACUCUGACCUCGGCGGGAUUGCGGAUCUGAGGACGAGUCGACACAGUGCUCCUACUUUUGAGAAUGAGGGUCACUGGUGUGCACAGGAUGUGAAGGGACCCGAUCGGAGACCAUUUAGCUCCAGGACACUUUUACUAGAUAAGAUCCACAAGAACCAAUCUCACACACGCAAUAUGCAACCAAACGGCACCUUUACCAAGAGGUCAAAGUGCACGGUCAGAAAGGCUCUACCCAAAUCUAGCUCCACCACUGAGUUGUGCAGGAACUGGCAUGAUGCGGGCACAACCCGCAUGGCCCGCGCCAUUGCCAACGCCAUGGCGGACCACGCUCCACCAGGACAAGCUGUUCUGCAACGAUCGUCUCUGCUGCAGGAGGAGAUGAACAGUAGUCAAGGUGGCUGGGCUCUCAUGGUGACGGAAUGGGAUCCUCAUGUUCUGGCCUGUCUGCUGUGGACCUGGCUGGAGAAGCUCAAGGAGCCUGUUCUUAGUGUUGAAGAUAUCGCCAAGUUAUCUUGUGCAGGAAGCAACAAGCCCCUUGGAGUGCUCAAUAAGUCCCAGAAACACACCAUUUAUUGUUUGUUGAGCUGUGUGAGCACAGUGACCCACCUGUGUCCACACAGAGAAGAUGCGGUGUUACAGCGGCUGAUACAGGCGCUAACAAAGAUAAUGCCUGAUGAAGAGCCCUGGGUUGGAUCAUGGAGGCCCCACAGACCGCGAGGGCCCAUAGCUGCUCUCUAUGGCAGCCCGGGCCCAAAGUAUGCCCUGCCUUCACUGACAGGAUCCAGUAAACACGAUCCAACAAAAAACAAAGCACCCAGUUACAGUUUUCGGGCCAGUUACGACAUAACCAAACAGGACAUCUCGCCCGGACCCAAACACCUCAUCCCCUCAAAUAUUACCAAAAAUGGCCGAGACGGAGCCCGGGCCUUUUCAUUCGGCAGCCGUCCCAAAGACUUGGCACGUUUCCAAGUCCCUGCCCCCAAUCGCUAUCACCUGGAAAAUGCAGACAAGUACACCUACAACUCUUCGCCUUCUUACACCUUGUCCGGGAGGUGGAAAGAAGUCAUACUCAGCAACCAGACCACGCCCGGCCCAGCCUCCAACAGCCUGCCUCCAGUCAUCGGUCCUAAGACCGUCAAUAUCGCCGCAGCGCCCGCACACUCGCUUUACGGCCGCAGCAAAAACGGAAACUUUUUCGAAGACUACACAAAGACUCCCGGCCCUGCAGCGUAUGAAGCUGUGGAUCCCAAGAUCUACCUGCGCAAGUCUCCUCAGUACAGCAUGCCGGGCCGCAAGUUUGCGCCAAUUAACGCCACGGCCACACCAGCACCCGGCGUCUACUGUCCCGAAAAGGUCACGACCGUCCACUCCAAAGCUCCAGCCUUCACCUUCGGACUACGCCACUCGCAGUACACCAUCUGCCCCAUUAUGGACGUGGACAAGUAUCAGCAGUCAUUUUCCUUCCUUUGAACUGAGAGGGCUUCUUCUACUGGUGACAUUUGCAAGGUUCCAGCGCACCAGGACGUUUGAGGCUGGCGGAUGUUCUUUCCGCACCUUCACAAACUACAAACUGUGACUCUUCACUUGGCUCGAUGGUGUCGGGACAAUUUUUUUUUUAUUGUACAAUAUUUUUGAUGGGGGGGGGGGGUGUUAUUUUCUAGUACAGUUAAAUGUAUUUGUGCCCUGGUGAAAUUGUCAUUACAUGUUUGUUUCCUUUUUGCUGGAAGUACAACAGUGACAGAAAAUGUAGUUUUCAAUUUGCUGUCGUCCUUUGAUCGACAAACCUCACACACACACACAAUCUUGUCAACUAGGACUAUUUCACAAUGGAAAAAAAAAUCAACGGCAAAUAGUUGUCAUGAAUACUCGGCUGUGUCGUUUCCAGCUAAAAAGACAAAUAUAUAUACAUACAUAUAUAUAUAUAUAUAUAUAUAU
Messenger RNA from Nerophis ophidion (straightnose pipefish), 3261 nucleotides. RefSeq lists its product as uncharacterized. The record is from RefSeq and is a predicted model, not a curated record. The transcript has 17 exons. NCBI's taxonomy places the organism in Eukaryota, Metazoa, Chordata, Actinopteri, Syngnathiformes, Syngnathidae. Bases 238 to 2796 code for a protein of 852 amino acids. Gene Ontology annotation, biological process: protein dephosphorylation; cilium assembly. Gene Ontology annotation, molecular function: protein tyrosine/serine/threonine phosphatase activity.